GAGUACUCUCGGAUACCAUUUUAAGAGACACGCCAGCGAUCGAAAGUCAACGUUUCAUUUUUAUUUAUAUUAACAUUUUAAUGUUUCCUGGGGUUUCGUGACAAAAGGCGCUAAACUGUAAGCUAUGACUACAUCAGCUGUAAUGGAGGUGGUUAAGUCGCGGUUAGACCUGGAUUCUCCCAGAUGGGAUCAGAGUACUUUUAUGGGUCGCCUUAAGCACUUCUUCAGUAUAACUGACUCCAGGCUAGCAAUCAGUACCAAUAAACAGUUAGAUGAUGCAAAAGAUCUGGUACAAAACUACAAACUCGGUCUGGAGCCACCAGGAACGACAGAAGAGCAGCUAAGAUACGCUCAACGGCUUUACAUGUCUGCUUUCCAUCCAGACUCGGGGGAGAGACAAAAUUUAAUUGGUAGGAUGUCCUUCCAAGUCCCUGGUGGUAUGCUCAUCACUGGAGCCAUGUUACAGUUCUACCAAACUGUCCCUGCUGUAGUGUUCUGGCAGUGGGUGAAUCAGUCAUUCAACGCUCUCGUGAACUACACAAACAGGAAUGCAGCCUCGUCAAUAACAUCUUGGCAAAUUGGGACAGCAUAUGUUUCAGCCACAACUGGUGCGCUGGUCACUGCGCUUGGACUUAAUGCAUUAACCAAAACGGCACCUCCACUUGUAGCCAGGUAUGUCCCUUUUGCAGCUGUAGCAGCAGCGAACUGUGUGAACAUUCCUAUGAUGAGACAACAGGAGCUCAUCAACGGUAUCGUCAUCUAUGACGACCAGGGCAAGGAGGUCGGAAAAUCAAAGAAAGCAGCGGUAAAAGGAAUUUCUCAGGUAGUCUUCUCAAGAAUAUUCAUGGCAGCUCCUGGCAUGUGUGCACUACCAGUCAUCAUGGAACGUUUAAUAAAAUACCCAUGGUUCAACAGGGUUCCGGCCUUGCAUGCUCCGUUUCAAGUCUUAGGCGUAGGAUGCUUCCUAGUCUUCAUGACACCAUGCGCAUGUGCAUUGUUCCCUCAAAGAAGCUCUAUCGCUGUAUCCAAACUAGAACCUGACACUAGGAAAGCUAUUCAAGACAAAUAUGGCGAUUCACUACCAUACGUCUUCUACAACAAGGGGUUGUGAUUCAGUAUCCAUUGUAAGUAGGAUUAGAUAUUAUGAACAAAUUAUAUAUUUUUAAAAGCUUGUAUCAAUUGUGACCUCUUAGAGAAAAUUACUUCUCCCUUGUAUUAAUUAUGACCUUGUGGAGAAUAUAAUUUCUUCCUAUGAGUACAAGUGCCAUUCAUUCCAAAUGAUUUUUACAAUUGAUUUGUAUGAUGCAUAAAUGGGUAAUUACUUGCCAUCUGUACCAAGAAACUUUGGAUUGUUUGUUUUUGCAUUAUGAUCCAAAAAUACAGAAUCUUUUGAUACAUAUACGUAUUACUAUUUUUUUUUUGGUACUACCAAAAGACUUCUGUAUGUCAAAGAUAUUUAAUGUAUUCUUAGAUGGAAUAUAAAUAAUUUAAAUGCAAAUUUUAAUGGUUAAGAAGCACAAAGUCACCCUAUUUACUUCCUAGUGCAAUACUCAGUGUCACAAUUAUGGUUAUUAUAAUAAUGAUCUUCAUGGUUUUUUGUUAUUAUUUUUUUUGGUGUAGAAUUCAGAAAGGUUACACAUGGCAAUACAUCUGUCUUUUGUCUAAUGUUUAAAGAAUUAUGGAAAGUAUGGUAAAUAUGGAGAUAUAUGUUAUACAACUGAGGUAUCGAGGAUGAAAGUACACAUUACGAAUACUAUGUGAAUGGGAGAUUGUGGAUAAAUGCUAGUUUUCAUAGCUAUAUUGGUAUGAGGAGGUCCCUUGGAUCGUGACGUAGUUUCAUUAUAGUCUGGAUUAUUAUUAUAAUAGGUAUAAAAAUGAAGGAAAGUGUAUAUGAAUGGAAGGAAUGAUUUGUAACCUAAAAAACAUUUUUUGCGUCUAUCUGCUGUGAAGGCCUGGGAGUAAAACGUAAACUUUUGAUGCAUUUGAUCAGUUUACCCACAAUCCACAACAGAAUAUUACUUUUUACACUAAUCAAUUGUUCACCAGAUGUUGAUUACUGAUUUGGGACAUUCGAUUGUCAAAAGUACAUUAUUUGAAAACAAAGUGCAAGAUCACAAAUGAAAUUUAUGCUAAAAUUGAAUGAAUUGCAAACAUUGUAACUCUUUCAAGACACAGCAAUAAUGGCUGCGCUGGUGACUGUGCAUCAUUCGGCUGUGUUGAUGUGCAUGUCUUUAAUAGGCGCUGUACUGAGACACUUGACCAAGUCAGCAUGCUCAUUAUGUGUAACCACUGGUCGAUCCACUGGCGUUAAUCCAAGCGGCAAACUUCUUGUUCAGGGGGAUGAUCUUUUGUUUCAUCCCCUCACUUCAAUAGUAUGACAUCACAGAUAUAUGCCAAAGGGUAGGUCAUUGAAAAAGGUCAAAUUUUUUGUGAUUUCUGAUAAUCAAGGAAUCUUGAUUGUUCGAACUAUUCAAUUGUGUACCCUGGCUAACAGUUGAAUGGCAAAAAUUAUAUUCUUCCCAGACCUACUUUUUAAAAUUUAUUUCCAAAUCGCAUUGCAUCUUGGUAUACUGUAGCAAGAGAUGGGCUUCAUGAAAAUGGUGUAUCUAUAGCCAUUUACAUAUACAUGUACCUUAUUUUUUGCAGCUGAUGCACUGAUUUACUGUACAAUAUACAAGAAUAUCUUAAUCAAAUCAGAUGAAUGCAUAUCAAAUUUGUUGGUGAUUGAUCAGGGGAAAGUAACUUGAAAUAAUCAAGGAAUAUUAAAAAUUCAGUUAAUAUUGUAAUAGGGAAUGUCAAUUUUCAUAAUAUGAAUCAGAUCGUGAAAGCUGUUCAAAGAGUUAUUAAUUGAAUUGUAGAGAAGAGAUCAAUUGAUUGAAGUCUUCCAUAAUUUAGCCAUAAAUCAAUGGAUGAAAAGUCCUGAGCAUUUUCAAAGGUAAUUAUUUCUGAAUGCUUCUUAAAUCAAAUAAUCACUUUUAUAUGCCAAAAUUCUUUGAAGAGAAUUGAUGAAAUUAUUAUUUGUCUUUAAAAAUAACUUGGAAUUAUAAUUUUAUUCAGUUAGACAAUCAUUUUGGAAAGUAUUUUCAUGAAACCAGUCUCAUGUGUGCUAUAAGGAUUCCAAGAAUUUUUUAUUUUCUUGAUAACAUCAUCCUCAUUAAAUGUGUUUUACUCUUGAUAAUGCACACUUAUCAUUGUCCUGUGCAUGUUUUCUGUUUAUGUAUGAUAUGAUUCUCUUCAAAAGAGGUCCAGUUCCUGUCCUUUGAACAAAAGAAGUUUGAAAAAAUUGAGUUAUUUUGAAAAAAGUGACCUUUUAAAUUCAAUAUGCAAUCGACUCCUGCAUAAAGUUUUAUUUUCUGUUUUGAGAAUGUUACACAGUGACAACAGGAGCCUGAUUAAAUCAGAGUCCCAGGUUCAUAUCCUGGUUGGGAAAGUAUUGUUUUCUCAUUGUUUUUCUAUGAUUAUUUCCUUUUUAUAUUCAUUCAAUUGUUGAUCUUAAGAUUUCAUGGGAAGUAGAUUACAAUUUGCUGACUCCACAAUUGUGAAAAGGAGUGGAACUACAUCAGUGUAGCCAGCAAAAGACAUUCCUCUCCAGGCUCUUCCAGCCAAGGAGAGCGAGAUUAUGACUGAACAAUAUGAGGCAAUGUGUAAAACAUAUAGUGUAUUGCAUAAUAUGUUUAUUUCAAGUGAUAUUUUACAGGGUAUAAGCAACAACAAAAAAAGAUGUAGUUUUAUAAGCAUCUGAAUGAUAUGAAAGCUCAAGAAGACAUUGCUUUGAGUUACCUUUUCAGCUUUAUGUCAAAUUAGCAGAGUAAUUCAAUUAUUUGAUGGAGGAUUUAUUCAUGGAGAAUCACUGCCAAAAACCUUCUGAAAUGCCAGAAAGAUGCACGGUCAAUUUUACCAAUACAAUCACUUUUUAUCAAUUCUUCUUCAGCUACUUUUAGUAAAUUUCUAUAAAAAAGGGGGGAUUUCUUGACAGCAACUUGAAUAUCCAUCUUUGCAUAAGUGAUUUUUUUUCUGACUUACAUGGACAGUGCAUAUUUAAUGGCUGUGUAUCAUUGAAGAUGCAAAGUGUGUGAACGUCUGUUAACGUGACACAUACAUGUACUUGUAUGAACAAGGCCUAGGAAUUCAUUUCCAUUCAUGAUAUUCGUAAAUGUGGGGAUGUGGAAAAAAAAUGACUAAAUAUAUAUGAAUGCAUUUUAAAAUGUAAAAUUCAA
Molecule: messenger RNA, 4217 nt
Organism: Lytechinus pictus (painted urchin)
Lineage: Eukaryota; Metazoa; Echinodermata; Echinoidea; Temnopleuroida; Toxopneustidae
Product: sideroflexin-2-like
Exons: 10
Coding region: 125-1111 (328 amino acids)
Biological process (GO): monoatomic ion transport; serine import into mitochondrion
Cellular component (GO): mitochondrial inner membrane
Molecular function (GO): monoatomic ion transmembrane transporter activity
Source: RefSeq, a predicted model, not a curated record